Molecule: messenger RNA, 8719 nt
Organism: Coregonus sp. 'balchen'
Lineage: Eukaryota; Metazoa; Chordata; Actinopteri; Salmoniformes; Salmonidae
Source: the annotation of a GenBank genome assembly
AUGCUGCUAGGUAGGGGAAGAAAUGGAGAUAAGAUGUGAUAUAACUGCAUUAACUACUUCCCACACCAACGGAUUGCCUUUUUUAUUAAUUAUGUACAUGGUUCUGUUCAUGAUUAUUCUGAAAGUGUUGGGCCGAUAUACGAUAACUAGACACUAACCAAUAUUUUGCUUCACCAAUAUUAUCGGCCAACAUAUCCCUAUCGGUCGAUAAUUCCACCAAUAAACGAUAUUUAAUAAAUAGGAUGAAAAAGGGGAAACUGAUGAUUAUCUGACCACAUGACCUGACCACAUGUGGAAUGUGACCAGGCCAACGACAAACUGGUUAAAUGUAUUGUUGAAUAAAGAGGGGUAGAGAUGCACCUGCAGGUGAGAGAGUAAUACUUUUUUGCAGUUUGAGUACAUUGAAAAAUUGCAAAAGCAGUAUGAAUACAGAGUAAAGCUUUUCUUAUGUCCAUACCACAGGCUAUACUCAGUGGCAAGACAUCCUCAAAGUGGUUGAAAGUGUACCACAAACUAAAUAAUCUAGUCGUGGACACCUACUUUGAGUGUACCAGUAUCUUAAGGACCUAGUUCAGAAAGGCCCUCACUGCCAGGCUCUACCAGACUUGGAGGAAGUCCCCCUAAUCCUGGGGGGGUUACUAAGGACCUAGUUCAGAAAGGCCCUCACUGCCAGGCUCUACCAGACUUGGAGGAAGUCCCCCUAAUCCUGGGGGGGUUACUAAGGACCUAGUUCAGAAAGCCCCUCACUGCCAGGCUCUACCAGACUUGGAGGAAGUCCCCCUAAUCCUGGGGGGGUUACUAAGGACCUAGUUCAGAAAGCCCCUCACUGCCAGGCUCUACCAGACUUGGAGGAAGUCCCCCUAAUCCUGGGGGGGUUACUAAGGACCUAGUUCAGAAAGCCCCUCACUGCCAGGCUCUACCAGACUUGGAGGAAGUCCCCCUAAUCCUUGGGGGGUUACUAAGGACCUAGUUCAGAAAGCCCCUCACUGCCAGGCUCUACCAGACUUGGAGGAAGUCCCCUUAAUCCUUGGGGGGGUUACUGCCAGAGGUAAUAGAAUGUCAGAUAAAUCAUUGCCAAUAGUUGAGAAAAGUGGGUGUUGUUGAAGCACAUUAAGAUGUGGGACAACCACUAGUGUUGUAGUAAGCAAAUGAGAACUACAUGCUGGUAUUGCUGUAGUUCUUUUGUUGCCGAGUAUCAAUAUAUUAUGAUUUCCGACUAGGUUUCUAUUGGUUCACAUAAAUUUAGGUCUUUUCUGCCAGCACCUGCUGCUCGUUGAGAAGAGUAAGAACGAUACGUGCUUUCACGUCAGUCUCCAAUAACACCAGAAAAAAGUCGCUAGAUUUGUCGCUAGUCGCUUUUUUUGAAAAUGUGUCGCUAGAGGGGUCUGAAAACUCGCUAAAUAUAGCGACAAAGUCGCUAAGUUGGCAACACUGCUUGCAGGUGCCUGUUAAAGGCACUACAUGGUCAAUCCGAUAUCUGCAUUUACGGUGAUACGGCCUCUGCAGAAGUCAGGGCAUUCUUACUUCUUGCGCUUUGCGGAGCAACGCAGAGCUGUUGAGCAGAGCUGUUGUGAAGAAAGUGAGUUUGUGUUUAUACAGGACCUCCCGCCCCCGCCCCCACCUACCAUCAACCAAUCAUGUCAAUGCGGCGCUAUAUGGAGCCCACUGAAUUCUUACAACAUUUGGGAGGCGCACGGCGAUGCGGUACAGAGCUCAGUUUGGCCUCUGCGUGCCUCCGGAGGCGCCACAAUUGCGUCACACCCUCCAUACGGAGUCUCCGACCACAUUUUCAGAUCAAGCAUAAAUUGGCUCUUAGUCGUAGCAACAGUAACUAUGGGGCGGAGUUGUCGGAGAGAAGCAGCGAAUCAGCAACAAAAACGUUUAUUUGUGACGCAGAUCGGCGCGACAGUCAGUCAGAUUCGGCAGUCAGAUCUGGCGUCGACAACAGUCUUUAUUCAUUCUAUGGCUCUGGAUCUAUUUAAGCAAUAAUGCCAGAGGGGGUGUGGUAUAUGUUCUUAAGCACGACGCAACGUGGAGUGCCUGGAUACAGCCUUCAGCUGUGGUAUAUUGGCCAUUUACUACAAACCCCAGAGGUGCCUUAUUGCUAUUAUAAACUGGUUACCAACGUAAUAAGAAGAGUAAAAAUAAAUGUUUUGUCAUACCCGUGGUAUAAGGUCUGAUAUACCACGGCUUUCAGCCAAUCAGCAUUCAGGGCUCGAACCACCCGGUUUAUAAAUCUGUUUAUACUAUGGCAUUGUUGAAUACUCCUUUCUGAUUGGCUUGAAGGACAUUCUAGAGAGUGCAUUAUUUCCCUAUAAUGCACUGUAUAUUUGCAAGGUAGAAUUCAAUGGCUAUAGUUCAUUUUUACAUGUUUUGUUUGAGCUGCUUUUGGAAGCAAAAGUCCAAUUGAAAACAGUAUUGGUAUUGUUGAAUUUGAUUUCCAUAAUAGCAAGUUAGGACUGAUGGUUUGGUUAGUAAACUAGCAAGUCUGUUUGUUUGGUUACCACAGCAACUAUUAUAGCUAUCUGGUGAACUUGCUAGCAAUUUCUAGCUGCAAAUGUGUUAAAUUAUAGCCACGGUAUAACCAACUCCGGGCUCUAUGCGUUCUCCGGAAAAUCAUGCAACUCCGUGGAAGGUCAGUUCCACUGCUAUCGUGUCGUGGAACACACCUUCCACACUGUUCAUUAUUUUCCAUAGAACCUCGUUGAUUAUCCCUUACAUGACACACCACACUCUCUCUGGUUAUAUCCCAAUUACAUCAACAUUUUAAUCAUUUAGCAGACACUCUUAUCCAGAGAGACUUACAGUAGUGAGUGCAUACAUUUUCACUUUUUUUUCUUUCUCAUAUUGGUCCCCCGUGGGAAUCGAACCCAUAACCCUGGCGUUGCAAGGCCAUGCUCUACCAACUGAGCCACAUGGGACCAAUCAGGAUGAUUGGUCCUAUAUCUCCCCUUCCUCCCAAUGUGUGCACUGGUUCGCUCCCCUUCACUGAUUUAAAAGGACAUGAGUGGUAUAAAGAAAUAUGAUGAAAACGCCCACUAGACCAGGCUUCCACCAAUCCAACGCUUUUAGAUUUGUAGGAAGUAGUGAACGAGUGUACACUUCAGGAGAAAAUAGAUGUUAUUGGGACACAACCUGUCUCUCUCUCUCUCUCUCUGACUCUGACACACACACACACACACACACACACACACACACACACACACACACACACACACACAGUGCUCUCUCUGACUUGCUGUGAACUAGUCCACUAGGCUAAAUCCUGUGAUUCAUGUCAUGGCGUGUCAGUGUGUCAGAGAGAGCAGUGAUCAGAGCUCAUCAUCACCCUGACGCCUUCUCACCCGACCUCUCCUCCCCUCCCCUCCUCUCCCACAACCUGCCUCCUUUGGGUGGAAGUGAAUGGAAGUGUGGGGCUGAUAUAGCAGUUCUGUCAACAUUCCUUCCCCCUGUCCAGUCCUCAUGUCUUCACACCCCACCAACUCUCUGUCCAGUAACUAAUUAAAAACACCCUUCUGCCUGCCUGACCUGAAAAACCCUCUCCCCUGCUUCUCUCUCUCUCACACACACACACACACACACACACACACACACACACACACACACACACACACACACACACACACACACACACACACACACACUCACACACACACACCACUCUUGCCAUAGGUUUCAAGUAGGUCCAAUUCUGCUUGGUGGGAAGACAGAGGGAAGCGUAGAUGCUUGAGAGAGAGAGGGGGAUUAUCAUCCUCCAAUGGUUAUUUAUAGAGAUUAGAGGAAGAAAAAUGUGGCACCCUAUUCCCUAUUGACCCCUGGUCAAAAGCAGUGCGCUAUGUGUGUCAGUGCCGUUUAAGAUGAGGGAGGACAAUUCAUUUUCUUCAUGAGCAUGGCCUUAUUUCUAUUACAGCAUGUUGGAUGACUGUCAUUCAUAUUCCAUUCACCCAGUUCAAUGUAACAUCGAUAGGUUUAGGCUACUACAUGAUACUAACAUUUUCCUUAUACCCAUCAUGGGGUUGCUACAACCUAGCCUAUGAAUGAAAGUUUACAACGUAGGUGCAGACAGUGACACAUUCAAUACCGCCUUGCACACUCUAGCCUGCAUUUAGCUGAUAUACAGUGUAAUCAUUGGUCCAACAGUUGCAAACAAGAGUUUCUAUUGGACAAAUUCAGGUAUGUUUAUCCCCGUUAUGUUCCAUUUGCUUCCGUUUAAGAAACGCUUUUCAACAGAAUCGACGAAUGAAUACACCCCUGAUCACACGUAAACACAGUUCACUUUCAUAGCAGUCACGUUGUAUUCCUUCUCACAUCUAUGCGCUCGCCUCCUCUCACCUUGUCCCUUCGCUUGUGGACUUCAAUGCACAACACAUCAGCUGUAUGUGACCAGGCGAAAAAACCUUUCCAAGCCAAACCGCUACACACAGCCUACAUCGUUGUCACCAUAUUAGCCAAACAUAGCUAAUAGAACUAACGUGUUAGUAAAACCGCUACAAUCAUGCAGUAACGUUACAGUGUACAGCCAGUAAGCAGUUUAGCAGUUACACCGGCGGGCCCCGGUGGCAAUAAAUUAGUAAAACCAAAAGCUUACCUUGACUUGGAAGAGUUCCAGUGUUGUGCUGGAUAGUCAUAGCCAGCUAGCUAACAUAGCAUCCCUCUGUUUGAGCAGGGUGUUUCAGUAGGCUAAACUAGCUAGCUGCAGUAAGUGAAACUGAAAGUGAAAAAGAAAUGAAGAUAUCUCUAUCUCUUGCUUCUCCUUCAUUUAGGAAGAAAUGUAUUUGUUCAAAACUGUUAAACUAUUGUCUUUCUCUUUCUUUGAGUCAACUACUCAACACAUAUUAUGCACUGCAGUUGUCACGACUUCCUCCGAGGCUGCCUCCCCUCCUUGUUCGGGCAGGCUUCGGCGUUCGUCGUCAUCGGCUUACUAACCACUGCCGCUCCAUAUAUCAUCAUUUCAUUUGUCUUGUCUUGUCUAUUACACACACCUGGUUCAUAUCCCCUCAUUAGUACAUGUAUAAGUGUUCCCUCUGCCCCCUUUGUCCUUGUGGGUGAUUGUUUAAUGUGAGGAGAGAGUAGCUCGGUCGAGCUAUGUGUACUUUGUAUUGCCGGGGUAUAGUUUCCCUGUGUGCCUGUUUUGUUCCAGUGCGUUGUUUUGCACACUGGACUGUUUGACGCUAUCCUGCGUAACUCUGUACUACGGAAUAAACUCUGUAUUCUGUGAUUUAACCUCCUGCGCCUGACUCAUUCAAAUCACUUCUCACAGCAGUGCUAGCUAGCUGUAGCUUAUGCUUUCAGUACUAGAUUCAUUCUCUGAUCCUUUGAUUAGGUGGACAACAUGUCAGUUCAUGCUGCAAGAGCUCUGAUAGGUUGGAGGACAUCCUCCGGAAUUUGUCAUAAUUACUGAGUAAGUCUUUGGAAAGGGGUGAGAACCAUGAGCAUCCUAGGUUUUGUAUUGAAGUCAAUGUACCCAGAGGAGGACGGAAGCUAGCCGUCCUCCAGCUACACCAUGGUGCUACCCUACAGAGUGCUGUUGAGAGUACUGUAGACCUUCAUUACAAAACAGUGUGUUUUAUUCAAUUAUUUGGUGACAUUAUAUUUAGUAUAGUUUGAUCUAAAAAGGAUAACUUUUUAAAUGUAAUUCACUGAGGAGGAUGGUCCUCCCCUUCCUCCUCUGAGGAGCCUCCACUCUCUCUGCGCACAUGGCAUUCCAGGGCCUGUAGCUGGGCCCAAGCUUUGCUUUUAGGGAAGAUACACACACAACACACACACACACACACACACACACACACGAAGGGAGAACGACUGCCCCCUCUCAUUGAAGCCACGGAAGUUCAAGGGCGACUGCGGUACUGCAGGCAUUGUUAGCAGAAAAGGGGAUCCCCCAUUAUAGUGAAUGAAAACAUGGCAAUGUUCGUGGUCAAUGUUCGUGGUCAAUGUUCGUGUAAAUAUAUAUUUUUUUCGAAGAUCGUACCAAUAAUUGCUUUUUAAUACACAAGACGUAUAGUCUAUCACAGUGCCAUCCGUUUUGUCACCAAAGCCCCAUAUACUACCCACCAUUGUGACCUGUACGCUCUUGUUGGCUGGCCCUCACUACAUAUUCGUCGCCAAACCCACUGGCUCCAGGUCAUCUAUAAAUCACUUCUAGGCAAAUCCCCGCCUUAUCUUAGAUCAUUGGUCACCAUAGCAACACCCACCCGUAGUAUGCGUUCCAGCAGGUAUAUCUCACUGGUCAUCCCCAAAGCCAACACCUCCUUUGGCCGCCAUUCCUUCCAGUUCUCUGCUGCAAAUGACUGGAACAAACUGCAAAAAUCUCUGAAGCUGGAGACACUUAUCUCCCUCACUAACUUUAAGCAUCAGUUGUCAGAGCAGCUUACCGAUCACUGCACCUGUACACAGCCCAUCUGUAAAUAGCCCACCCAACUACCUCAUCCCCAUAUUGUUAUUUACAUUGUUAUUUAUUUUGCUCAUUUGCACCCCAGUAUCUCUAUUUGCACAUCAUCUUCUGCACAUCUAUCACUCCAUUGUUAAUACUAAAUUGUAAUUAUUUUGCACUAUGGCCUAUUUAUUGCCUUACCUCCAUAACUUACUACAUUUGCACACACUGUAUAUAGAUGUUCUAUUGUGUUAUUGACUGUACGUUUUGUUUUUGUUUAUUCCAUAUGUAACUCUGUGUUGUUGUUGUUUUUAUCGCACUGCUUUGCUUUAUCUUGGCCAGGUUGCAGUUGUAAAUGAGAACUUGUUCUCAACUGGCUUACCUGGUUAAAUAAAGGUUAAAUAAAAAAAAAAAAAAAAAAAAUAAUUGAGUUGCCAAAGGCAGCCUGCAGUACCCCGGUUGGCCUUCAACUUGAGUUACUCAAUAAGAGGGGGCAGCACUGAGCUAGCCUGCAGCGUCACUUCCUGGAGUAGCUCAAACUGCGCAUGUUACACUAUUUAUAUAAAAGUAUGUGGACACCCCUUCAAAUGAGUGGAUUCGGCUAUUUCAGCCACACCUGUUGCUGACAGGUGUAUAAAAUCGAGCACACGCCAUAAUCUCCAUAGACAAACAUUGGCAGUAGAAUGGCCUCACUGAAGAGCUCAGUGACUUUCAACAUGGCACCGUCAUAGGAAGCCACCUUUCCAACAAGUCAGUUCAUCAAAUUUCUGCCCUGCUAGAGCUGCCCCGGUCAACUGUAAGUGCUGUUAUUGUGAAGUGGAAACGUCUAGGAGCAACAACGGCUCAGCCACGAAGUGGUAGGCCACACAAGCUCACAAAACGGGACCACCAAGUGCUGCAGCGCGUAGCGCGUAAAAAUUGUCUCUAAAACACUCACUACCGAGUUCCAAACUGCCUCUGGAAGCAACGUCAGCACAACAACUGUUCGGCUGGAGUGGUGUAAAGCUCGCCGCCAUUGGACUCUGGAGCAGUGAAAACAUGUUCUCUGGAGUAAUGAAUCACGCUUCACCAUCUGGCAGUCCAACAGACAAAUCUGGGUUUGGCGGAUGCCAGGAGAACGCUACCUGCCCGAAUGCAUAGUACCAACUGUAAAGUUUGGUGGAGGAGGAAUAAUGGUCUGGGGUUGUUUUUCAUGGUUCUGGCUAGGCCCCAUAGUUCCAGUGAAGGGAAAUCUUAAUGCUACAGCAUAAUGACAAUAACCCGUGCAAAAAGUGAGAUCAAUACAGAAAUGGUUUGUCAAGAUCGGUGUGGAAGAACUUGACUGGCCUGUACAGAGCCCUGACCUCAACCCUAUCGAACACCUUUGGGAUGAAUUGGAAUGCCGACUGCGAGCCAGGCCUAAUCGCCCAACAUCAGUGCCCGACCUCACUAAUGCUUGUGGCUGAAUGGAAACAAGUCCCCGUAGCAAUGUUCCAACAUCUAGUGGAAAGCCUUCCCAGAAGAGUGGAGGUUGUUAUAACAGCAAAGGGGGGACCAUGAUUUUGGAAUUAGAUGUUUGAUGAGCAGGUGUCCACAUACUUUUGGUCAUGUAGUGUAUGUCUCCAUGGGGCUUAAUUUGGCCUCAAUGUGCUAUUGAGUCUUCACAUAGCAAUGGGAUCAGUGGUUUUGACCAGUUAUAUAAACGUUCAUUGACACAUUCUCUUUUUCCUCACACACCGUUAGCCUGGCCACCACUCUCCCCCUCCUCUAGUUAGCCUGGCCACCACUCUCCCCCCUCCUCCAGUUAGCCUGGCCACCACUCUCCCCCCUCCUCUAGUUAGCCUGGCCACCACUCUCCCCCCUCCGCUAGUUAGCCUGGCCACCACUCUCCCCCCUCCUCUAGUUAGCCUGGCCACCACUCUCCCCCCUCCUCUAGUUAGCCUGGCCACCACUCUCCCCCCUCCUCUAGUUAGCCUGGCCACCACUCUCCCCCCUCCUCUAGUUAGCCUGGCCACCACUCUCCCCCCUCCUCUAGUUAGCCUGGCCACCACUCUCCCCCCUCCUCUAGUUAGCCUGGCCAUCACUCUCCCCCCUCCUCUAGUUAGCCUGGCCACCACUCUCCCCCCUCCUCUAGUUAGCCUGGCCACCACUCUCCCCCCUCCUCUAGUUAGCCUGGCCACCACUCUCCCCCCUCCUCUAGUUAGCCUGGCCACCACUCUCCCCCCUCCUCUAGUUAGCCUGGCCAUCACUCUCCCCCCUCCGCUAGUUAGCCUGGCCACCACUCUCCCCCCUCCGCUAGUUAGCCUGGCCACCACUCUCCCCCCUCCGCUAGUUAGCCUGGCCACCACUCUUCCCCCCUCCUCUAGUUAG